Messenger RNA from Salvia miltiorrhiza (redroot sage), 1157 nucleotides. Its product is annotated as probable CCR4-associated factor 1 homolog 11. The record is from RefSeq and is a predicted model, not a curated record. Gene Ontology annotation, molecular function: nucleic acid binding; poly(A)-specific ribonuclease activity. Lineage: Eukaryota; Viridiplantae; Streptophyta; Magnoliopsida; Lamiales; Lamiaceae. The coding region runs from base 245 to 1066 and encodes 273 amino acids. The transcript has a single exon. Gene Ontology annotation, cellular component: P-body; CCR4-NOT core complex; CCR4-NOT complex.
GGAGAUAAGCUGUAUAUGAAUACUGUGGACGCCGCCUAGGAACACCGAAUCCUCCCACUCUCUCAUUUUCUCACUCUAAAAUAAAAACGUAUCACAUGUCACAUCUAAUUCUACCCUUCUUCACAAGCAACAUUCAACCGCCUUUUCUCUCUCUCCCUCUCUCACUCUCUCUUUCUCCCCCUUCCCCUCCGUGUUUCGACGAUUUCAAUCUCAACCAUUUCAAUUUCAAUUUUCUGCAGAAGCGAUGCAGGCGGAAAGCCCUAGCAGGCCACCGAUAACGAUCCGAGAGGUAUGGUCGGACAAUUUGGAAUCGGAAUUCGCGCUGAUCUCGGAUCUGGUCGACCGCUACCCCUUCAUCUCCAUGGACACCGAAUUCCCCGGCGUCAUCUUCAAGCCGCCGCCGCACUCCGCCGACCGCCGCCGCCCCGACGACCACUACGACACCCUCAAGGCGAACGUCGACGCGCUCAACCUCAUCCAGCUCGGCCUCACCCUCUCCGACCCCGUCGGCAACCUCCCCGCCCUCGGCAUCUGGCAAUUCAACUUCUCCGACUUCGACGCCGCGCGUCACCCCCACGCGCCGGAGUCGAUCGAGCUGCUCCGCUCCCACGGGAUCGACUUCGACGCGAACCGGGCGCAGGGGGUCGACUCGGCCCGGUUCGCGGAGCUGAUGAUGGGCUCCGGCCUGGUCUGCAACGACGACGUGAGCUGGGUGACCUUCCACAGCGCGUACGACUUCGGGUACCUGGUGAAGGUCCUCACGCGCCGCCGGCUCCCCGCUGGGCUGGGCGAUUUCCUGGCGGUGCUGCGGGCCUUCUUCGGGAGCAACGUGUACGACGUGAAGCAUCUGAUGCGGUUCUGUGGGGCCCUCCACGGCGGGUUGGACCGGGUGGCCCGGGCGCUCGAGGUGGACCGGGUCGUGGGGAAGUGCCAUCAGGCCGGUUCGGAUAGCUUGCUGACGUGUCACGCAUUUAUGAAAAUGAAGGAUGUGUAUUUUGCGGACCGGAGUCAUGAAAAAUAUGCGGGUGUGUUAUAUGGAUUAGAAUUGGAAUUACAAGUUUACUGAUUAAAUAGGAUUAUAGAAUUAGAGUGUUGCUGUUUCUUCAUUAUUUACUAGUAAACCAUUUUUUUUUUAAUAUAAACAACCCAUUUAUACA